AGUGUUUCAGGAUCGUUUUCACUGACCGAGUUGAUCUCAAAUAAGAAUGAUGAUCAGAUAGCACACAUAGACUUGGAGCAUCUUUCUCUGUCGCAAUUCCCUCGAAUCGUUGAAACAUGUCAGUACAGAACUCUCAGCCUCGUACCUGGCCUUGGACAUUUCCAAAGUGCAAGGUCCUUCUAGAUGAUGACAGCGACGCCGCAAACAUUCAAAUCGCAGAUAUCGCACCGGGUCAAUUCGCCUCAGCCACAUUCACCUCGUCCACCAAAGCCCGCGAGGCACUCCGCUGCAAGCCUGGUGAUGAGUUCAGUAUCCGCAUCAUUUCCAUAUUCUCCGCAAAAACAAUAUCCCCACUCCAAGUAACUAGCGAGCUGCUAGAAUACAUAUUUGAUACAUACAAUGUACAUCACGACUUUGCGAACGUAGUCGCAUCCUUUGGGCAGGACCCAAACAAGGCUGAAGGAAGCAGCAACAAUGCAGCUGUGCACAUCAAAUCAUCUGGGGAAUGCGAACUCUCAUACCAGAUCCGCUACGUGGAGGAAAAUCAAAGAAGUAAACUGGAUCCCUGGUCUCUUCGACAUUCCGGUAUCUACCACUGCCAUGGCUCCACAGGUGAGGCUGAUACAUUCAUCUUGUUGCACCCCGUUCUUGAGCCAGCCAUCCGACGAAAGAUAGACGCGUUGCAACAUGACGCGCUCAUGAGAGAAGCGCUUUCCACCAAUCCUUUUCUCUUUCAUACGUGGGGGUUUUCCCAGUAUUUUGAUAACUGGCGGUGGUAUUGCAGACACCUCGAUCAUCGUUUCGCUGAGGACAACGACUUAGCAAUGGUCAUGAGACUUGAGCGCGCGGAGCCAAACACCAGCUUUCGCUGUGUUAAAAGCUUGCGCAAUACCAAUGAUCUCAUAAUUUUUGCACGGGCGUGCUGUUCUGGGAAUCUUGACCUUGUCAACCGCCUCCAAACAACGCCUAUUCGAUUGCUCAGUGAGAUCGAUGAGUUGAGUACACACGUGUCAAAGAUGAAGGGCUAUGUUGAAAGCGCUGAUGUCUUGGAGGGAAGGGUGCAGAAUCUGAUCGAUCUGGUCGGGUAUACGUUGACCUUGCGUAACCAGAUGGAAGCAGCAAAAGUUCAAUUAGAAGCUGCUAAGAUUGAUACUGAGCUGCGCGACUUGACUGAAGGGUUGAAGAAGCUCGGCGAACAAUCAGUUGACGACAGCGCAACAGUCAAGAUUAUAACUUUUGUAUCUGCUGUCUAUCUUCCAGGAAGCUUUGCUGCGACGUUGUACGGCAUGAACUUCUUCCUCUUCGAUGCAACUUCGAAGCGGUUGCAGAUCUCAUCUGACUUCUGGAUAUUCGUUUUGACAUGGAUACCUCUGACGCUCAUUACGGGCGGGACGUACAUGUUGUUCCUGUAUCUCCAUGCGAGGCGCCAGGGAAGGGAGUUCCGAUGGCCAUGGCAAAGGAACCCUAAAAACGCGUCGACUAUUGCGACAACCAAGAAAGCCACGUAAGCCGCAACCAUCCUGAGUAGCUACACACAAUUUUGGUUUCAACCUUCACUCUCUUCACCUGUCAUCUUGUAGCAAUUGGAGUAGGAAAGUUGUUUCUAUAGAGACUGGAGCGCCAUUUUAAGACAUCCAUAGGGAUAUGUGAGGAUGAAGAUGAUUUUUGCUUCCACAAGUGUCGACUUCUCAGUGGACACACCAUUCGAUUUCGACACCCUAUAUUCCAUAGAUCACAACAUAUGAUCAACGACCCAUUGAGUUGCUGGCCACAACUGGUAUCAAUAUAACCUUUCCAUCG
Messenger RNA from Dothidotthia symphoricarpi CBS 119687, 1800 nucleotides. RefSeq lists its product as uncharacterized. The coding region runs from base 117 to 1508 and encodes 463 amino acids. The transcript is spliced from 5 exons. The record is from RefSeq and is a predicted model, not a curated record. Lineage: Eukaryota; Fungi; Ascomycota; Dothideomycetes; Pleosporales; Dothidotthiaceae.